Menidia menidia (Atlantic silverside) is the source of this 1023-nucleotide messenger RNA. Lineage: Eukaryota; Metazoa; Chordata; Actinopteri; Atheriniformes; Atherinopsidae. The record is from the annotation of a GenBank genome assembly.
AAUUUGCCUGUGAGACCCAGAGGAGAAUGAAUGGUCAUGUGAAGAAUAUGCAUUUUCAAAAGAUUGUGGAAUCAUCAGCAAGAUUACUCUCUUUACUGCUCCUUAUGGCUGUUGAUUCAACAAAAAUUGUGGCGGCGAGCACAAACCAGCAGUGUGGGAAUGCAAUGCAGCAAUCUUGGAAACUCACCAGGCUUGCCCAUAAGGAAUCUGUUGAUCUAAUCAAAACAUACAAAACUUCUCAAGGACAGAUGUCCGAGCUUUUCUGCAAGGUGUCAGUAAGCAACAUCCCUGACUCCAAAAUCUCCGGGCUGGAGACCUCAGAGAGGCUGGCGAGCAUUUACACACAUCUCCAAGCUUUCUUCCCACAUUUUAAGCGAGUGUUUGAGCAGCAGGCAGACUUACAGCCCCCCACGAGCCCACUGCUGCCUGAACUCAAACGUGCCAGUGCUCGCUCCAGGAGCCUCACCUUUCUGAUCAACGCUUUGUAUCACAACCUCUUCCCAAACCUGCCCCUACCAGAACCGGCAGGUGGGCCGACAAUGCUACCUCCACCUCAGAAUGUCUUCCAGCAAAAAGUCUACGGCUGUGUGGUCCUGAAGACCUACAAGGAGUUACUGUCUAACAUUUCCAAAGACUUAAGGACUCUCAAAAACAGAGUCUGUAGAAAGAGGAUACAUCUGAAUGCACUCUUCUUCUGAAACAGACCUGAGACUGGCCUCAGACAACCAGUUGUCAGAAGGACUUAAAAAAUUAGUAUGAAGGUGGCAGGUACAUCGGCAUAACAGAGCCUAUUUAUGCUAUUUAAUAUUUAUAUUUCUCAAGUGUUUCUACCAGAAAGAGAGAGUAAAAAGAUGCGAUUAUGCAAGUUAUGUGUAUUUAAUUUGUAUAACAUGUUGUGCAAGGAUUUGUGAUGUAAAGUUAAGUCUACAUUGUGUCUGGCUGCAUCAAUAAUAAGACCAUGAGAAAAAAAAGUCAUGCAAGAUAUGUCUUCUCCUGUGUUGCACUCUGCUGAAAUAAAUGUAU